GGGGGGGGGGGGGAAUUGUAAGUCGAAAAAAAUUGUAAGUCGAAAAAAAUUGUAAGUCGAAUCCCAUAGGAAUGCAUUGGGAGAAAAAAUUCGUAAGUCGAAGCAACCCUAUAUAAAAAUUCGUAAGUAGAAAGAAACCUAUCUAAACCGCAUCCAAGAUGGCGGACGGAGCUCCAUUUGUAAGUAGAAACAUUCGUAAGUAGAGUUAUUCGUAAGUAGAGGUACCACUGUACUUUCCAUUGGAAAGUUCGCUUAAGGUUAAGUACGCUUCAGUUUAAGUAUGGACUUCCGGAACCAAUUACACUCAUACCUCGGGUUAAGUACGCUUCAGGUUGAGUAUUCCGCGGACCCGUCUGGAACGGAUUAAUCCACUUUCAUUACUUUCAAUGGGAAAGUUCGCUUCAGCUUACGCACGCUUCAGGUUAAGUACAGACUUCCGGAACCAAUUGUGUACUUAAACCGAGGUACUGACUAGUGAUUUAAAUCAAAUCCACCCUGCUCCCAUAUAAAGGAUGAAAUUUCCCCCCUCCCCUGCAGGGACCACUUGAGAGCUACUCCCUUGGUUGAAGUGCAGCCCAGUUUCUGCCUCCUUAUCCUCCAUCUCCUUCCAAAGGCAGCGAAGUGGCGUCAUAGGCGCAACCUGGACCUUCUUCGCUUAGGGGAGGAGUGGAAAGAGGGGCCAUGCAGCGCCCACAGGGUCUGGUCACCUUUGAGGAGGUGGCCGUGCAUUUCACGGAGGAGGAGUGUGCUCUGCUGGAUCCAAGCCAAAGAGCUCUGAACAGGGAAGUCAUGGAGGAGAUUUACGAGGCAGUGACCUCUCUGGAAUCAGACCACAGUUCGUACUGGGAAGAAAGGCAAGAGCAGCUUCUCCAGGAUGACAAAGAAGGGGAGACAUCAGCCGGCAGUGGGCAGAACAAUGAGAAUUGUGGGGAGACAUCGUCAGAAAACUCAGAGCACGAAGCAUCAAAAGAAAUGUCUGUAAAUCAAAUAGAAACCCCAUAUCGUGAAAGAAACAGGUCAAAGAAAGCGAAAAAGAAACCCCCCAGUUCUCAGGACCCUGAUGUCCAUGAACUCCUCAUCUCAAAGGAAGAUCACAAAGAAAACAAAUGUACAGAGUGUGGUGAAAUAUUUAGAUAUAAAUCACAAUUAAAAAUGCAUUGCCGAGCUCAUGGGAUUCAUGGAGAGGUGAAACCAUUUAAAUGUACGGUGUGUGGAAAGAGCUUCAGCCAUGGCGGAAGCCUUAGCAUGCAUCAGAGAAUCCACACAGGGGAGAAACCAUUCAAAUGUACCGAGUGCGGAAAAAGUUUCACUGGAAGUGGUGACCUUUCUAAACAUCAGAGAAUCCACACAAGGGAGAAACCGUUCAGAUGCGUGGAGUGUGGAAAAUGCUUUAGUCAGAGCGCUCACCUUACUUUACAUGAAAGAACACAUACAGGGGAGAAACCGUUUCGGUGUACCGAGUGUGGAAAAGGCUUCACUGGAAGCGGUGACCUUUCUAAGCAUCUCAGAAUCCACACAAGGGAGAAACCCUUCAAAUGCAUGGAGUGUGGAAAGAGCUUUACUCAAAGAGCUCACCUUACUUUUCAUCAGAGAACAUACACAGGGGAGAAACCGUUUCAGUGUCUGGAGUGCGGAAAGAGUUUCACUGGGGGUGGUGGCCUUAUCAAGCAUCAAAUAAUCCACACAAGGGAAAAACCGUUCCUAUGCAAGGAGUGUGGAAAACGGUUUCUUCAUAAUGCUCACCUUAUUUUACAUCAAAGAACACACACGGGGGAGAAACCGUUUAAAUGUACGGAGUGUGGAAAAAGCUUCUGUGGGGUUGGUGACCUUACUAAGCAUAAAAGAAUCCACACAAAGGAAAAACCGUUCCUGUGCAAGGAGUGUGGAAAGAGCUUUAGUCAAAGUGCUCACCUUACUUUACAUCAAAGAACACACACAGGGGAGAAACCGUUUAAAUGCACAGAGUGCGGAAAGAGCUUCAGUGGGAAUGGUGAUCUUACUAGGCAUCGAAGAAUCCACACAAAGAAGAAACCAUAGAAUUAUAAAAUCAUAGAACCACUUCUUUCUAUUUUGGGCUGCAGCUCCUUCCUUUGCUUAUUUUGUUGUCACCAGGUUUGGCGCUGCUUUCUUUUGGGGUGAAGACAGAGGCAAAGUUGGUGUUGAGCAGCUCUGCCUUCCCUUCGUCACUCAAUAAUAUUUCUCAGUCUCCUCCACAUGGAGGACCUACCACUUGCUUGUUCUUCCUCUUGCUUUGAACAUAGCGGAAGAAACCUUUAUUAUUAUGUUUAGCUCUCUUGCAAGCCUGAGCUUUAGCCCGCCUGACAUUCACCCUGCAGCUUCCAUUUCUUAUACAUGCCCUUGUUAAUUCUCAGCUGAUCUCUAAGCCAUACCAGUUUCUUUAAGACGCCUCCCACGUUUCUGUCUUGUUUGGAUUGUCUGCAUUUGGGCAUUCAGUAUUUCACCUUUAAGAAACUCCCAUCCACUUUAGACUCCCUUCCUCUUGGAGUAUUUCUGACCAUGGGAGCUCCUUAAGCUUUUGGAAAUGGGCCUCCUUAAAGUCCAGAGUGCAUGUCUGACUACACUUGUGUAUCAUGAAACCCAGGAGGACAUGAUCACUUCCAAGUUUCCCAGUACUUCAACCAGUUCCUCUCUGUUGGUGAGCAUCCGUUCCAAGAUAGACGAUCUCUCCUUGUUGCUCCUUCCAUCUUCUGGGAAAUGAAAUAGUCAGCAAGGCAAUGGGUGAAUUUAUUGGAAGAAUUUGAGUUCCAACAAAGAAAGGCAAUUGAAAAAAACUCUACACAACGGAUGCUUCUAAUGGUUUCCCCAAAUUCCGCUGACAGUGCAACUUAUACUGCCUUAUUCAAACUUAUACUCUUAUUCAAACACUUCAUGGCAAGAAUCUUUAGGACUUAGUAGAGCAGCUUUUUGCUCCUGUGACCUGCAAACGAGAUGCAUAGUCAAACAGCAGCUUCUGGCAGCUGAAGAAUCUUAGGCCAUUCCUCAUGAGCAAUGGCCUCCAGUUCAGUAAUAUUCUUGGGUUUGCAUGCUGAAACCGCCCUUUUCAAAUCCCACCAGAGGUUUUCAAGUAGGGUGACUGUGAUGGCCACCUUCCAGGACUUCUGCAACCAAAGUCUUGGUGGGAUUUUUGCUUAAGUCAAACCCUUCCUGACAGCACCACUUGCAUGACCAGUGGUUUAUUUCCAGUAUUUUCCUCUCUCCCUGGGCUACAACCCUCAACAGGAAGAAAUUAUGAACACACCACAUGUGCCCAAAAGCCCUUCAGCUUCCUGCCCAGAGUCCCUUGUUAGACGUUGAAGGCUGUGUGUGGCGGUAUUGUGAAUCAGAAGGAAUUCUCUUUCACCUCUGCAGAGUGGCAGAAUUGUAUUCACUAUGGCUGCUCCCACAUCAACAAAAUACAGGCACAUCCAACACGUAGAUUGUGAUCUACCAGUAGAUCACUGGACGUCUGUGGCAGAUCACUGGCUCCCCCCCAAAGAAGCUCAACAAGUUUGGCUGCCCUAAAAGAACCUCAUCAUUUUUGCCCUGCACCCCUAAAAAUGUGGCUUUCCCCCCUCUCUAAAAAAAGUUCAACAACUUUGUCCUGAACCACUAAAAAGGAAGUAGAUCACUGCCAGUUUUUAACUGUGAGUAGAUCACAGUCUCUUGGGAGUUGGCAACCCUUGAACAAAAACAAGCAGCUCUAAUGUUUUUAGACGCUGAGAAAGUAUUUGAUAAUGUUUCCUGGGAUUUUUUGUUCAAAGUUUUAGAAUAUAUGAGUUGUUGGAGCAUCUGAAGGGUUUAGAAUGAGUCCUCUAAGUCAGUCAUCUCCUCCUCUAGUGUGUGUGGCAGAAAUCAUUCUGGGCACGACCUUUUGGAGCCACUUUGGUGUAUUCUGAGGUCAGCAGUUGCUGUCCUAGCUCCUCUGGCCCAGAAACGGUGUCUGAGGUGAGGCCAUGGAACUGAUUUUGUGCAUACCUCCAGCGUCUUGUCUCCUGCAAUGGGUGAUCUUCCACCUCUGUAGGGGCACCUAUCCGAGUUGGUGUUCCAGCACAGUCCACUCAGCUCUGUCAAGGGACUCCACAUCUUGGCCCGAAGCUCAAAGUCUGGCAACUAGGUGGGCCUCAAAUUGCUGUACCUUCUCUUCCAACAAGGCAACCAAUUUGCGCUUGUUGCAGGUGUGCUUUUGCACAUUCUCGGGCAGGAAGAUAAACGUGGCACAGGUAUGGCAAGUCCUUGUAGCAGAUCCCUCACCUUCCUAUGCCCCAUACACAUUCUGAGACAGCGCUGCAAGCCUCGCCCUCAAAUCCCCCACCAAACGCCUUCACAAAUCCCCCUCCCGUUCACAAGCUCCUGGAAGCUGCAAUCGGCUAAGUAUAUAUGAUGCUGGUUUCUCCUUCCCUCAACUUCCUCCUCCAACGUGGCUUCCUCUCAGCAGUAGCUUCUCCUCCUCGGACCGUGGGCUCUAGCAGAGCACACAGCUACAAACCAGCUCACCCUCAAGCCUCCAAACAGCUCAAACAACCAUCUGUUUUGUUUUGUUUUAACAUGUUUUAUUAAAGAUUUCUUGGUUGACAAAAGUGUGUGCAAUGUCUUUUUUUUCCAAGAUACAUUUCCUACAGAUCAGUUUCAUUUGUGGAGACAUUAGUGUUGCAUUAGG
Molecule: messenger RNA, 4657 nt
Organism: Zootoca vivipara (common lizard)
Lineage: Eukaryota; Metazoa; Chordata; Lepidosauria; Squamata; Lacertidae
Biological process (GO): regulation of transcription by RNA polymerase II
Molecular function (GO): DNA-binding transcription factor activity, RNA polymerase II-specific; RNA polymerase II cis-regulatory region sequence-specific DNA binding
Source: RefSeq, a predicted model, not a curated record